Messenger RNA from Penicillium verrucosum, 1260 nucleotides. RefSeq lists its product as uncharacterized. Bases 1 to 1260 code for a protein of 419 amino acids. The transcript has 3 exons. NCBI's taxonomy places the organism in Eukaryota, Fungi, Ascomycota, Eurotiomycetes, Eurotiales, Aspergillaceae. The record is from RefSeq and is a predicted model, not a curated record.
AUGGCGUUCCAGCAAGUUCCAGUUCGCAGUGUUGACAUCACAUCGGUAUUCUGGUCGCAGAUGCAACGCUGCUCAAAGGAGAAGACAAUUCCUGCAAUCAUCAAGGCUCAAAAGUCAUUGCAGCACUGGUACUGUUUGACCUGGAAAGAAGGCCAUGAGAUUCAACCGCAUCCAUUCUGGGAUAGUGACAUAUACAAGAUAGUAGAGGCAGCGUGCUACUUUCUCAUGAAGAACGAUGAUCCGGAACUGAUGGCGACCGUCGAAGAGGCCGUCGACAUGAUUCGCGCUGCACAGCUGUACGUGACCGGUGGAAUUGGUGCGAUGCGGCAGUGGGAAGGAUUUGGCGGCAAGUAUGUGCUAGGCGAUACAGAAGAAUCUGGCACAUGUUAUGCAGAGACAUGUGCAUGCUUUGCCCUUGUCCUCUGGUGUCAACGGAUGCUCCAACUCGAACUGGAUGUCAAAUACGCGGACGUCCUGGAGAUUGCCCUGUAUAACGGGUUUCUCGGCGCGGUUGGUCUAGACGGCGGGUCUUUCUAUUACGAAAACCCGUUGAGGACUUAUUGUGGUCAUCAGAAAGAGCGAAGCAACUGGUUUGAAGUGGCCUGCUGCCCGCUCAAUGUUGCCAAGCUGCUUGCGUCUAUGGGAUCGCUCAUCUACUCGAUAAGAGCAAACAUUGUCGCCAUCCACCUCUACAUUGAAAGCGAAAUCUCAGUUCCCGGCACGGAUGUUGUGGUCUCCCAAACAACGAGCAUGCCUUGGUCGGGAGACGUCCAGGUCAUGGUCAAGGGUACAACGGCACUAGCUUUGCGGAUUCCCACUUGGGCGGAAGGAUACACGAGCUCUGUCGAAGGAGAGGUCAGAUCAGGUUAUCUGUACAUUUCUGAGGCCGAAAACUUGGAAGUCAAGCUAUCCUUCAAUGUCAAGGCGCGGAAGAUAUAUCCCAACCCAGCAUUGGGAAAGGAUGAGAUUUGUAUCAUGCGUGGACCGUUGGUAUACUGCAUUGAAGGCGUCGAUAACGAUGUGGAUAUCGACCAUGUCGGUGUAUUAGACGAUUCUCUAAGUGAUGCGGAGCCGAUUGACAUUGCCGCAGUAAAGGGCGUGAUUCCAGUCCGGGCAACGGGAAGGGAAGUGGUGAAAGGCAAGCCCGAGCUCUAUGCGCCAAAUCCAUGGAAGUACGGCGAUGAAAAGAGCCUGCUGUACGUGCCAUAUUUCCUGCGGGCAAAUAGAGGAGGCAAUGGUGGAAUGACGUGGCCGAGCUGA